Diabrotica virgifera virgifera (western corn rootworm) is the source of this 6281-nucleotide messenger RNA. RefSeq names its product cytochrome c oxidase assembly factor 6 homolog. The coding region runs from base 257 to 523 and encodes 88 amino acids. Gene Ontology annotation, biological process: respiratory chain complex IV assembly. Gene Ontology annotation, cellular component: respiratory chain complex IV; mitochondrion. NCBI's taxonomy places the organism in Eukaryota, Metazoa, Arthropoda, Insecta, Coleoptera, Chrysomelidae. The transcript is spliced from 2 exons. The record is from RefSeq and is a predicted model, not a curated record.
CUAAGGAAUAAAUAAACGGCGUGUAGAAAAAUAUCUUCGAUUAGGACAUAUUGACGUAAAAAAUUGAGAUGAAGGGAAGACAGUACAAGAACUUUCAGUAGGGAUUUUUAGGUUAUUUGCUUCCUGCUUCAGCGCGAUGUUGAAUGUCACUCUGCGGACAUUUUGCUGAAAACGAAGAGAAAUUGUUAAAUUGAAACCUUUUCCAGGAAUUAACUGAACAGUAGCCUGCCAGUCCAAGCUUCGACUCUAGCCAGUUAUGUCGUUUCCUACGCGAGAGGAACGCGCCAAGUGUUGGGACGCCCGGGACCAGUAUUGGGACUGCCUGGAUAAAAAUUCGGGAGCAGCAAAAGACCAAAAGGAUAAGAACAACGUCUGUGCCGGAUUCCGGAAAGUGUACGAAGAGUCGUGUUCCGCGCAGUGGGUGAAACAUUUCGAUAGGAAGAGGAACUAUCUUAUUUUUAAGGAAAAGAUUGAGAAAGAAGGGUAUGAACCGUUAGAUUCUGCGAAUACUCGAGGGAAAUAAGCAAAAAAAAGACCCUGUUCGGGACUUUGGAUAAUCCAGGUAUCUGACAACUUUUUUAGUUAUUGUAAACUUAUAGGAAGAAAACCUACCUGUUUUCUGCGAAGAGUUCGGGAGACAUUUUUUAAUUAUUAACAAUUUAGUGCAAAAAACGAGAUAUUUUAGAUGUUUUGCACCCCAAUUAAGAGCUAAAUAGUUAAUAUAAAAUUACAAAAUUUUGAAUUUUUAGUACAUUAAGGGCCGGUUGUUCGAACGCUUAUCAACAAUGAUCACUAUCAAAUAUUUAAUUACUGUCACAACUGUCAAUGUCAACUUUGCUUGGGUUGCUGAAAACAUAAUUGAUUAUAAUUAUGAGAUCAGUUAAUCAAUUAACAUAACAAUUAUUAACAUAAUUGAUUAACUAAUUUCAUAAUUGUAAUCAAUAAUUAUGUUUUCAGCAACCCAAUCAAAGUUGACAUUGACAGUUGUGACAGUAAUUAAAUAUUUGAUAAUGAUCAUUUUUGAUUAGCGUUCGAACAACCGGCCCUAAAAGAACUUCGAAAUGGCGAUUGUUGAAAGUUAAAAAGUCAAUUUAUUGCUACGUAAACUGCAAAAUAAUUUACAAAAUCGUUAUUUCUUAUUAUCUAUUAUUAAAAUUACCUAGACCUUUGGUAUUUUACUCAACAAACUCUCAAAAUUUCAGAAGAAUCCAUCAAUUAGGUUAAAAAUUAUAUUCUACAGUAAAACCUCCGUUAACCGAAACCUUUUUAACCGAAACAUCUUUUAACCGAAAUGGCUAUAUAAUAAAUAUAGCUACAAAACAUCGUUGUCAAAGCAAAACACAAAAGAAAAUAGAAGAUUUUUAUUGCUUUGUUCUGUAUUUACAUAUUAGAAAACAUUUACUCCAGGAACCGAAGCUUUUCACCUCGCAAUUUUUACAGAAUGGAUCGAUUUGCUUGAAAAUUUGAGAAUACAAUACAAUACAAUACAAAAAGUUUAUUUUGCCAAAAAAACAGAAUAUUACAAUAUACAACAGAGAAUAUACAAAACGUUUUUAGACAAAAAAGGAUCUUCUCACGAUUAUAAAACCGAUUACAAAAAGUCCACCACAAAGGUAGACCUUUGCGAAAAGACCCCACUGAGAAGUAAUAUUUACUAUAAGACAAAAGAAAAAAUUAAUAAACUAAACCAAAACUGAACUGUGUUGAAGGAGAAGGGCAUUAACAAAUCAAAUACGAUAAUAUUUAUAAUAUAACUUCUAGACCCAACGAAAAAGUGCCAAGGACGAGAAGCCGGACAGUGUGCAGAUUCUCGACAGCUGGAUAGAUGGUAGAAAAAUAGUUGUUAAUAAUUUAAUUUAGUUAAGUUGUUCUUGUAAUAACAUGUUUCUUAUAUACUUUCUAAAUUUAACCAGAGACAAGUUUUUUGUUCUUUUGACAGCCCGUUCCACAUUUUGACAGCUAGAUAAGAAAAUGAUUUUUGGAAAGCCGCAGUUCUGUGACGCGGAAGAAGAAAUGUUCCAGUGUUCCGUGUAGUAUGUAUUCUAGACAAAUCUGAAAAUUUUUCAUUUAAAUAUGGAGGUUUCCCAGUCUUAACAAUUUUGUAUAUAAAAUUAUACAUAUGUUGCCUCCUUCGAUAAACCAUUUUGAGGAUGUUAUGUUGAUUAAGGUAAGGUGUUACAUGGCGAUUAUACGGAAUUCUAUAUGAAAAUCUUACACAACUAUUUUGGAUUUUUUGGAUUGACUUUUUAAGUAACCAAGAUAUAGAGUCGCCAUAAACAACGUCACCAUAAUCAAACAGGGACAAGACAAGAGUAUUGCAAAGAUAAUAUUUUUGUUUAGAUGUUAAGUAUUUUUUUAUUUUAUAUAAAUUUUUUAAUCUGAGAUAUCCUGCAGUUAACUUUUUCUUUACAUGUUUUUGGAAAGAAAGUUCAUUAUCAAAGAUAAUACCCAAAUUUUUUGCAUGUUUUACAAUGGGGAUUGGAUUGUUAUUAAUGUUAAUUUGUAAUGUAUUUUCGAUAAGCUCUCUGGCAUUUUUAUUCUCUGGCAGAAUAAGUAGUGGAUAGUCCAAGGAUCAAAAUCUAUAAGAUGCCGAAAGGCGCUUUUACCAUAGGGGUGGUUGCCACCCCAUCUCGGGGGUGGAAAUUUUUUAUUAUAUUUUCACCGCAAAAGUUGAUAAAAUCAUUCAUUCUAAGCAAAAAUUGUUCUAUACAUUUUUUUUGAUAAAAUUAGUAGUUUUCGAUUUAUUCGCUAUCGAAAGUGUUAGUUGUAUACCUGUCUAAAAAAUCAAUCUUUUUCGAUAUACUCAUUUACGAUUCACUCAAUUUUUGCCGUAGAAAAAAAUUUUUCAACCAUGUUCUUGGGAAUUAAAUAACCUACAAUUUCAUAUUUAAACAUUUUUUCGUAUCUCUGAUGCUAAUCUUUCUAUUCUGAAGAAAAUUGCAUUUUUUACCAAACUACAAAAAUUCGUUAUUCGCUUUUAACUCCAGUUUUUUUUAAAACUAAUCAUUCUAAGCCAGUCAAACUUCUAGAAUCUAUUAAUAAUACAUAAAUAAAGAAGACUGAAUAAAGUCAAUGACUAAAAACACCGCCAACUUACAUUAUUAUGCUUCCAAUUUAAUUUCUCCUUUUUUCUCAAAAAAUAUUGAUUUUUUAACUUGUAACUUUUUUAUUUUUAUCUUAGAAAGUUUGCUAAAAAAUAAUUUUGUAGGUUUUUACAAGAUCUAUAAGGCUAUUAAUAUUAAAUCCUUUUAAAAUCCUCAGUCGCAAAAAGAGGUGACUUUGAAAGGGUUGGUAAAGGUGGUUUUUGUAUGUUAUUACAAGUUUUAGUUGUCAAUAGCUCACUCAAUUUUUGCCGUAGAAAAAAUUUUUGCAAACCAUGUUCUUGGGAAUUAAAUAAGCUACAAUUUUAUAUUUAAACAUUUUUUCGUAUCUCUGAUGUUAAUCUUUUUAUGAUUAAUUAUUUAUAUGGGAAAUAAGCCACAAUUAAAAUGAAAAAAAUAAUUUUAUUAACGUUUCGACGCCCAAAUCGGGUGCCGUUGUCAAAAUACAAAAUAUUACUGUAAUAUUUUGUAUUUUGACAACGGCACCCGAUUUGGGCGUCGAAACGUUAAUAAAAUUAUUUUUUUCAUUUUAAUUGUGGCUUAUUUCCCAUAUAAAUAAUUAAUCAUAAAAAUGCCACAAGGAAAUAGCUUCAGAACAACGUUAAUCUUUUUAUUCUGAAGAAAAGGGCAUUUUUUACUAAACUACAAAAAUUCGUUAUUCGCUUUUAACUCCAUUUUUUUAAAAACUAAUCAUUCUAAGCCGAUCAAACUUCUAUAACCUAUUAAUAUAAUACAUGAAUAAAGAAGACCAAAUAAAAUCAAUGACUAAUUUUAAUUAGGGUGGUGAUUAGGGGGUUGCCUCCGAUCACUUUUUCGCAGAAAAAAAUAGGGACUGACAUUCCUUUCAUUAUAAGUCACUUGAUUUUUGAGCUAGGGACUUUUUUUAUUUCUGGAGAUAGAUAUUUUUAAAUACUUUAAAUUAGCUUAAAUAAGCUUUCCUCGAAAAAUGCAUAGUUUUCCCGUCUUUUGACUUUGAAACUACAAUACCUAGCAUUUGACCAAGAAGAGCUAGCAUAUAAUAAAGUAUAGCCCGAUUACUAUUGAUUUUAAAGAAUAUUAAAAAAACUGUUUUGUUUAUUUUUCAAAAGGUACAUUGUUGUUAAGUAAAGUUGUUUUGAUAAAACGAAAACUUUUUGAGCUAUUAGCAGAAAACUGAUUAAAAACAUUGAUUUUUUCGAUAUAAAAGUGACACUUUCGAUAGCGAAUAAAUUGAAAAAUAUUAAUUUUAUCAAAAAAAUUUAUAGAAUGUUUUUUGCUUAGAAUGAAUGUUUUACGAACUUUUGCUGUCAAAAUGUAAUAAAAAAUUUCCACCCCGAGAUGGGGUGGCAACCACCCCCAUGGUAAAAGCGCCUUUCGGCAUCAUAUAGAUUUUGAUCCUUGGACUAUCCACUACUUAUUCUCAAAUUUUCAAGCAAAUCGAUCCAUUCUGUAAAAAUUGCGAGGUUUUGUCGUAUUUUAAGCUUCAUUACGUGGACUAAUAAUUACGAAAUCACCUCAUAGAAUUUUUUAAAAUCAACUUUGACCAAGAAUACUAUGUACUUAAUUUGAUACAAGAAGAAUACAAAAAACAGUGUUACAUACUUUUAACCGAAAUUCUUGUUAUCCGAAACGGCCUUCCCCCAGUUAUUUCGGUUAACGGAGGUUUUACUGUAUUUGUUUAUCCCAAAGACCUUUUUUGCAAGUCAGAAAAUAAUAAAGAUACGGUAAUUAUACGCAUGUCAAAUAAAAGUUUAAGAGUUAAAAAGUCAAUAUGCAUCAAAAAGUGUUAAAAACAUCGUUUUUAUAACAAAAAAUCGCUUUGCAAAAUUAUUGUUAUUUUUAACGUAUAAACAAUUAUUAGAAUAACCCAUGAGCUAUUAUUUGUAGACGAAAUAUUUUACCAUAUCUAUUUAAAAAGUUGACAAUUUUUCACGCAUUUAAACACAAUACAAACUCACCCUAGAACGAUUAGGGAAAAAGUAGGGAUGAGAUAAUAUUCAGUAUUGUCUGUGACUGCUAAAAAUGAGGCUGAAAUUAAAAUUAGUUGAACCAUGUUAGAGGGAACUAAAAAUGCAAGAGUCCAAAAAUAGUAAUGAUCUUCAAAAUACUGAAGUUUCUUUUUAUUGGGUUCUAGUCGAUAGAUUUUGAUCUUUUUUAAUUCGUAUGUACUUUUUGCGUACAUUACAAAUAUGCAAUGUUUUAAUAAUAUUAUUAAUGAACAAAAAAAAAUAAUUUGUUUAAACAGGUAAAAAAUCAUAUUUUCUCAAAAACUUCUAUUUUUUUAUUCAAUUCUAAUUAAUCGUCUACUCCUAUAAGGAUAAAACAUGUCUGUAUCUUUAAAAUUAAAGUAACUUUUUUUAAUUGUUGUAAACAAAUUAAUGGAAAUUAAAAAACUAUUCCUACUUUUUGUCUAAUCGUCCCAGAAUAACUAUCCAUUUCUUUCAUGUCAUUAAAUAAUUUUAAAACAAAAUUUUUGCAUUAGAAUUUUUAAAUAAAAUAGUUAAUUUUUUUUAAUAUAAGUAUGUUGAAGUAUAAAUCUUCUACUUUCAUUUGGCUUCCGUAGAAUUGUAUUAUUAUUAUGUUAUUGCAAAAAAGAUAUCUGGGAUAAACAAAUGGAAUAAUUUUGAAACCAAUUGAUGGAUCUCAAAGGUUUGAGAUCCAAUUUGCGGGGUCUCAAAUUUUGAAGGUUUGUUAAGUACUCCAAUACUCAGCUUUGGGUGAAAUACCAAAAUUAUCAGUUAAUUUUAAUAAUAGUUAUUAACACAUAACGUUUUUGUCUUAUUAUUUGAGAAGCAACAAAUUGACUUUUUAACUUUUUUAAGUUUUUAAAAAAUCAAAUUUUGUAAUUUUAUGUCAACUAUUUAGCUUUAUAAUGAGGCGCAAAAUAUUAUUAUUGUGUAUUAUUGUGUAUUGUAUAAUUAUGUAUUAUUAUGUAUUAGCAACGCUAUUAGUAAUUAAAAAACGGCUCCGAACUAUUGGCAGGAAACAGGUAGGUUUUUUUUCUAUAGGUCUACAAUAACUAAAAAAGGUGUCAGAUAACUGGAUUGUUCAAAAUCCUAAAAAAAUCUGUUUUCCCUGGACUAGAAGUAGUUUGACCGGAGGUUGUUUGUUGUAGAGGUUAAAGAGUGAAUGUUGUAUUAUUUGAAAAAUGUGUUUAUGUAGUUGUUGCUGUACCUAUCGCUAAUAUAUUCAUAAUUUAUU